AUGGGAUCUUCAAAAAAGGAAAAGAGCAAAAGAAAGCAUAGCGAAAUAGGGUCUCCUGAGGUUGAUGACCAAUCUGUAAACCAACAUAAACGUCGCUCAAGUAAAAAGGAUGACUCAAGUAAACAUAAGAAUAAGAAGCACACCAGCUCUAAAAAGGAGAAGAAGGAAAAAAAACAUAAGAAGAGUAAGAAAUUAGAUGCAGAUGACAAAAAAAUUGAAAUACCCUUUAGUAACUUUUAUAAUUACUCACAAGCUUUAGAACUUGAGCAUGCUGUAACAAAGUUCGUAGAGUCUUAUAAUAAGAUCAUCGAAUUAUCACCAAAUUUUAAAACGUAUCAACAAAUAGAUAAAAAUAAGGAUAAAAUAGAUUUCCAGCUAGUACCUUCAUUUUCUAGAUAUAAAUUGAAGUUCGCUGCAGAGCUUAAAUCACUCAAUGAAUUGCAUAAACAGCUAAACUUUCAAGAUCUCGAAACAUAUGAAGCACGAUUCAACAAUAACGAAACCAAACCUGUGUUAGAAAAUUUAACCACGAACGAUAUUAAAGAGUUAGAACAAAGUAAGCCAUUAGCUGUGACCAAUGGCAACGAACUUAUCAAUAGCAAUGAGAUUUUUGGUGAAAAUAAGGAACAUACAGAAGAUAUACCUACUUCUUCUGGCAAAGAUUGGCCACCAGAACUUCUUCCGAUCAAAAAUAUUGCAUUAAAAUCACAAGUAUUUAUCCACAAAUCGAUGGUUAACAACAAAUUAUAUCUGACUGAAAAAGAAAUGUUGCAUACACAUAAUGAAAGAUUAGAAUUUCUUGGAGAUUCUGUUUUGAAUACAUUAAUGACACUUAUUAUUUACAAAAUGUUCCCCAAUUAUGACGAAGGUCAGUUAUCGAGCCUUAGAAUUCAAUUAAUUAACAACCAAAAGUUAAAAGAAUUUUCCCAAGCUUAUGACAUGGAUAGAUAUUUAAAAAGUAAUGUUCUCCAAGAUGGUGGAGCAAAAUAUUUUGCUGGGAAACAGAAAAUGACUGCAGAUAUAUUUGAAGCUUAUGUAGGUGCUCUGGUGGAAGAUAAGUCGGUGACAUUGGAUGAUAUUCAAACAUGGUUAGAGAAACUAGCCAUGCCUACUAUCAAGGAAUGUACAAGUACAAAGAAAGGUAUGUUUGAAGAUAAUAACGAUUUAAAUAUAAACGCAAAGAGAAAACUUUACUCGUUAAUAGGAUAUGCAGCAUUAGAAUUGCAGUAUCAGACUGUUCAAAGACCAACUCGCGAAAACCCUGAAACAACGGUGGUUUGUAAAAUCGGAGACGGCACAAUACUAGGUUCAGGUACAGCUAGAAAUACAAAACUGGCAGGUUUAAGAGCUGCUGAGGAUGUAUUGAGUAAAAAGGACGUUAUAGAAAAGUAUGCAAAUCAGAGAGCAGCAAUUCCUAGGUCCGAAUCAUCUACAAAGGCGUCCAAUACCACUAGUAAAUUUUCCAGAGUUAAUAAUCAUAGUGACGAGAAUGGACAAAACAAAUCCAGAAACACCCAUCUGCCGAUUUCCAGCACGACAGGUAAAGUCGUCUUAGGUCCUGACGGGGAACUUCAAAUGCAAUGA
Molecule: messenger RNA, 1584 nt
Organism: Maudiozyma saulgeensis
Lineage: Eukaryota; Fungi; Ascomycota; Saccharomycetes; Saccharomycetales; Saccharomycetaceae
Source: the annotation of a GenBank genome assembly